AUGCAUAUGCGGAAGUUUGCAGUCGGAGUGGCUGUGGUGCAGCUGGCGCAAGUAGUGUGGGGAUUAACCUAUGACACAUGCAAGGUCGUGCCGGCCGCUGGUCUGUCAAUAAUCAAGUACUAUCGCGAGAAGUGCGUGCACUGCCAGCGAAUUGCACCUAAGAUAACCAAAAUCAUUGAUUCAAUUGAAAAACACGGAACACCCGUAAUGGGAUUGAUGGUUGACACGGAUAAGUGCCAUGAUGAAGGUGUAAAGCUAGAGGCUAUUCCAACCAUAGUAGUUCAGAACAAUGGGCUAGAACUCCUGCGGUUUUCGGGCGAUCGGCCGUACACUGAAAUUGCUGAAAUGAUAGGUAAAGCGACUGGAAUAUCCACAUCGGUCUUUACGGCUAUGCCAGAGGCGCGCAAGAGCCUUUUACACCUCACAAAGAGCGACUUUUUAUCUGGAUUUGCUGGUCCAUGGGUCAUCUACUUUGAAGAUAGCUAUAACCAUGUGGUUGAGGACAUUCUUUUACAGACAUACAAGGCCUUUGAUAAUGAGAUCAAAAUAGCUAAGUAUGUGGGCGCAGACAAAGAAAUAGUUGCUGGUAGGUAUUACAUCUAUGACUUCCCUGGUAUUCUGGUGAUGUACGAUGGCAUUCUUAUGCGGUACAACGGCGAAAUGACCCUAGCGGCCUUCCAUGAAUUUUGCAGUCGCUUGGUCGAGCCUAGUUUCAAGGAAGUUACGGCUGAGGAACUACAGAGCGUCCAAACCCCAACCUUUGUGGUCUUUUAUUCGGAUCCAAUUCAAGCCAACCGGACUUUCCGCCGAAUAGCUCAUGAUCUGAAAAUGAACGCCAUUACUCACAAGAUGAAGGUCGAGGCCAAUGAAGGCGAACAAGUUCUAAGACUGGCUGUCUUUAAGAACGGCACCAAAUUCUACUACAGCGGAGACAUCAACGAUGAAGGAAGCGUACGAGAAUGGCUCUUCCACUCCCACUUCCCCAAUACUUCUAAGCUAUCAAUGGACAAUUUCUACUCUAUCUUCCAUGGACUCAAACCGGUCAUCUCCAUUAUAACCGAUGGUGGAAACAACCGCGAGAUUUCUAUCUUUGAAGAAGCAGCACUGGCCCACAACCGCGGCAACUCAUCCUCGCCCUACGUCUUUACCUUUAUAGAUAAGAAAGAAUACCCCAAAUUCACCGAAACCAACUUUGGACCGUUGCAUAACAAGCCAUUGGUGGUCUUCUUCAACCCAGAGAAGCAAGUCUUCUAUGGCGAGCGAAUUAAAGCAAAUGAAUCGUUUGAUGCUUAUCUCCAAAGACAAAUCCAAGCAUUUGAGUCGCAAACAAUCCCAACCUACACGAAAGAAGCGCCACUCUCCUACAGAUGGAUUCUACUGGCCGCUGGUCUUAUUAUUGGAGUGGGCUCAAUAGCCAAGCUUGGGCUAGCAACCAGAAAGAAGUUAGCUCUUGAAUAA
Nematocida homosporus is the source of this 1458-nucleotide messenger RNA. RefSeq lists its product as uncharacterized. Gene Ontology annotation, molecular function: protein disulfide isomerase activity. The transcript has a single exon. Lineage: Eukaryota; Fungi; Microsporidia. The coding region runs from base 1 to 1458 and encodes 485 amino acids. The record is from RefSeq and is a predicted model, not a curated record. Gene Ontology annotation, cellular component: endoplasmic reticulum.